GUAAUCUCUACAUAAGCACUGGCUGAGAUGGCAGAAGCUUCUGCGGAUGCCUCUACUCUGCCCGUAACAGUGAAGAAAAAGAAAAGCCUAUCCAUUGAGGAAAAGAUCGACAUCAUAAAUGCAGUGGAAAGUGGCAAGAAAAAAGCAGAGAUUGCUGCUGAAUAUGGAAUAAAGAAAAAUUCAUUGUCUUCUAUUAUAAAGAAUAAAGACAAAGUUCUAGAAGCCUUUGAAUCUCUAAGAUUUGAUCCAAAGAGAAAAAGACUGAGAACUGCUUUUUAUACAGAUCUGGAAGAGGCAUUAAUGAGGUGGUAUCGAAUUGCUCAGUGUCUAAAUGUACCAGUUAAUGGUCCAAUGUUACGUCUAAAAGCUAAUGAUUUUGCCCAGAAACUGGGCCAUAAUGAUUUUAAGUGCAGUAAUGGUUGGCUGGAUCGUUUUAAAUCCAGGUAUGGUUUAGUAUUCAGAGCUCAACCUGUAGAAGCUACAGGUGUAUCAGUAGACCCUUCGACUGUCUGGUACCAAAAUGUACUUCCUUAUUAUUUAAAUGAUUAUCAUCCUAAAAAUGUUUUUAAUAUAAAAGAGACUGGGCUGCUUUAUCGAAUGUUACCUACCAAUACAUUUGCAUUUAAAGGUGAAACAUGUUCAGUUGGAAAGUUAUGCAAAGACAGAAUAACUCUGGUGGUUGGCACAAACAUGGAUGGCUCAGAGAAACUUCCUUUGCUUGUCAUUGGAAAAAAGAGAAAUCCACAUUGUUUCAAAGGUUUAAAAUCAUUGCCUGUGUGUUAUGAAGCUAACAGAAUGGCAUGGAUGACCUCAGAUGUAUUUGAACAAUGGAUGCGAAAGCUUGAUGAGAAAUUUCAAGCCCAGCAACGAAGAGUGGUGAUUUUUGUUGAGUCUUUUCCAGCACAUCCAGAGGUAAAGAACCUGAAGUCCAUUGAGUUAGCAUUCUUUCCAUCAUGUUUAUCUUCCAAAUGUAUAGCUAUGAAACAAGGCAUUAUUAAAAGCCUUAAAAUGAAAUAUCGACACUGUCUUAUCAAGAAAUUUUUAAGCUCUGUUGAAGGUAGCAAAGAAUUUACAUUUUCACUGCUAGAUGCAGUUGAUACAUUGCAUCUUUGCUGGAGGGCUGUAACCCCAGAGACUAUUGUUAAAAGCUAUGAAGAGGCAGGAUUCAAAUCUCAAAAAGGAGAAAGUGACGUAACAAGUGCAGAGAAGGAUACUGGUCUGGAUUUGGUUGCUGAUGCUCUGGGGGCAGGAGUAGAAUUUCCUGAAGGUUUAUCUAUAGAAGAGUAUGCUGCCCUGGAUGACGAUUUGGAGACGUGUGAAGCAGCACCAAAUGGUGAUUCCGUAUGUACCAAAGAAAGUAAAUCAGAUGAAACUGGAUUUUACACUUCUGAUGAAGAGGAUGAUGAUGGAUCUCCAGAAACUGAACUCCCUUUGCCAUCAAAAUCUGAGGCAAUAACUGCUUUAGAUACUCUGAAAAAAUUUCUUAGAAGUCAAGAUAUGAAUGACGGACUUCAAAAUUCUUUAGCAGACCUUGAAAAUUUUAUUAACUCUUUAUCACCUAAGUAACUAUGUAUUGUGUAUCUGAAGAGUAAUAGCUUUUCCUGAUACAUUUUAUUAUAUAUGGUAUGUAAAGGAGUUACGCCACAUUGCCU
Rhinopithecus roxellana (golden snub-nosed monkey) is the source of this 1652-nucleotide messenger RNA. RefSeq names its product tigger transposable element derived 4 (gene TIGD4). Lineage: Eukaryota; Metazoa; Chordata; Mammalia; Primates; Cercopithecidae. The record is from RefSeq and is a predicted model, not a curated record. Gene Ontology annotation, molecular function: DNA binding. The transcript has a single exon. Gene Ontology annotation, cellular component: nucleus. The coding region runs from base 28 to 1566 and encodes 512 amino acids.